Messenger RNA from Clupea harengus (Atlantic herring), 7005 nucleotides. RefSeq names its product lysophosphatidic acid receptor 3 (gene lpar3). NCBI's taxonomy places the organism in Eukaryota, Metazoa, Chordata, Actinopteri, Clupeiformes, Clupeidae. Gene Ontology annotation, biological process: G protein-coupled receptor signaling pathway. Gene Ontology annotation, molecular function: lysophosphatidic acid receptor activity. Gene Ontology annotation, cellular component: membrane. The record is from RefSeq and is a predicted model, not a curated record.
AAGCGCACUACCCUGUAACUGUGGGGUGAGCGGUCCAUGAGGCCUACUGUGUCAUGUUGAAACAGUGGUGACCUCUGGAGAUUAGGACCGGUAGCGCUGAGCCUCAUUGAUGGAGAGGUGCUUGGAGAAGUAAUCCAUCCAUGUCCUUGUAUGAUUGGAUCCAGUGCAGUUAUAUAUGGUGAAAGGAAGAACCGCCUGAGCACGUACUCAAGAGGACCAGCAGUUGUAGGUACGGCAGGCAAAACCCUGAUGUGUGUUUCUGAAAGGAGACCAUCAGAGUGUGGCUCCCAUGAUGGCAAUGUCAACAACAUCCAUUGUUGUGAGAAGAUUUGAUGGUUCCCCCAUGUCAAAAUCCACAGGUGAGUCAAGCAGAUGAAGGCUGAUCUCUCCGAGGCAUCUCUUGCUUCUGAGUCACAUUUUGAGCGCCAGAGUUUCACGAGGAAGUUAUCUUGUGUUGUGUUAUCCGCCAGCUGACCUCAAAUGAAGGGGGUACGUGAAGUUUACUUCCCUAAAAAAAACAACUGUACGCUAAAGUGGUGACCUCUCAAGUAUUGACAAUCAAGAAAUGUAGGCUUUCGUUUCCUUCUUUUGUUAUUUUUGCUGAAGGUUGAAUAUUGUUUUUGUACUACUGUUUUUCAGUCAUUAUCUAUGAAGGCACAGUACUAAACCUAAAAAAUAAAUGAUUUAUGAUGAGCUUUCAGUUUACUCUCUCUCAUGUUGCAGUGGACGUCCUGUAAAUCCGUUGCAAGAAACACCAGAAGAAGAUUUCUGCUAAAGUCUCCCCAAGUAUGACAUUUAGAGAAAAAGAUACGGGCUCAUAUAUUCUGUACCAUAGAGAGAGGCCAUAGCAAGUGCUUUCAUUUAAUAUGUAUUGGGUUAUACAAGCCAAUAAAACAGGACUUGGUGUACCAAGUUAACAGUCAUGGCACACAUUGCGCAGAGCUAAUGUCAAAGGUUUACAGUUGACACCAUCCAGUGGUAAGCAGAUGUUUAUGCAGUUCUUCCAUUAAAGUAAGUAUCAAAGUGUCCCUGAGAUGCACGUCUGAAUGUGGUUCUACAGGAAUAAACAUGCAGAGUGCUGCAGGGAUUUAUUAGUUUUUCUGUAGCUGUUUGGCAUUGAACACAGAACCAUUCUUUUUUUGCACCCCCAUGCUAAACACUGAGGGCGACAAGACUGUCGAAACAUGUCUGUCUAUCGUGUUUGGAGUAAUUCAAACAGAAAAAGAGAUCAGUCUACGUCACUUGUUUUUCUUUAUAAAUUGAAGUUUAAUUUUUUUUUAGAUUUUUUUUUUUUUUUAGUGCAUACCUUGACUUUGUUAAUAGCAUUGCUGAACUGGAUGGCAGCUGCACCAUCUUGCAUGUUGUUAACAUAAUACAGGCCCUACUGUCUUCUACACAGACAGCUCUAAAUGUGAUAUAAGCUUUAUUUGUUUCUUCAAUGAACUGCUGAUGAUAUCCUGCUAAUAUUAUCCUCAGUUCUCAAAUAUAAAGCAACAUAGGGUUGGGCAUUUAGCAUAAUGUGUCACAGUAGCAAUGGAUUUUACUUGACAUCUCUGGGUCCUGUCCUAAGCUUUUCAAGUGUUGAGAUGAGUGUCUGACUUCACCUGGGUUCCAGUUGUGCCCUCUUAUUACUAAUCACUGAGGGAGUGGUUACAGGUAAUACACAUCUGAUACCAGACUGUUUCUCUGACUCAGAAAUACUUACUCAUAACUCAGUAAUGCCCCACACAACAUUUCAACCUCACUACCAGUUUGUAUACUAGGCAGUGUUGGUGUUAAGGAUGUUAAAAGAUGACCCGCUUUAGCUCUCACACAGGAUUUUGAACCAAGAUAAGUAUCUUAAUGAGGCAAAGUACAAGUAAAUCGAGGAGGUGUGCGUGUGAAGUGGUGUUGAGGGCCUAAGACCCCUCAGUUUUGGGCUCCACUUUGUGUCGGCACUGAUGCUUAUCUCCACAAAACACCCAUAAUCGAGGAUGCUGAGACAAGCCACAACAUGACCCAACAGGGCACCAACAGGGGUGGGUCUGAGUCACUGCAGGGCAUCAAUGGGGGCAUAAUAGGAAUUUCACACUUCCACCAACCAAGACCGGUUCUACUCGGCUGCCUGAAUUUCUCAAGUAAAUAGGUUUGCUAAAUAGCCUGUAGGGGGGGGGGGUUCCACUGAUUGCACAAACAAUGACUUCACUUCACCCCAGGCAGCAGCAUAAUUUCCCACACAGGCCAAAACAGAAACUGAACUAAGAUCUGUCACAAACCAUAAAACAAGAUAUUUGUGCAAAUUAGAGUCCAUUUAUUGGAUAUCAUUUAUUUUCAAUAUACAUUAAAGGGGUGGUGAUAAUCAAUGUAACUAGCAUGUUUUACAGGAACGUGGAAUGACACAGACAUAACAAAUCAAUAAACGGAAUGUAAAAGUAAACGUUGCGUAAGAUUAAUUAGUAAUAUGUCUAUCAUGUUUCGUGAUAGUUUUAUGAUCUGGGUGGAAAAAGCAGAUGCAGAUUAGCUCAGUUACAAAUUGCACAACCUGUAAUUGCCCCACAGUAACAGGGCAGGCUCGUGAUGUUCUUGCAUGUCUCUGUACUCACCUUACCACUUACGAGAGCACCUGCCACAGGCUGCAUACCAGUAAUGAACAACCUCGACGUUUGCUUUAUAGUGAUACAACAGCUGUUGAACAGCGACAGCGAUUAAUAUAAACGAAAAAAACACGUUCUCAAAGGUUUUUACUUUUUAAUUAGCAUCAUAUUUUCAACCAAUUCAGUUGGACUACGUGAGUGCGUACUGGUAAUACAUUCCUACGUAACAUUUUGUUUUUCAAAGCUAAAGCUGUUCUCCACACCCACUGCAGACGCCUGUCUCUGCCCAACUUCACGUCUCUCGUAGACUCAUUCACUCAGGUGACUGGACUCGCUGCUGCUGUUUUCGCUGCUGCUCAGUAGACAUUUUUACAAUGUUCUGUGGACCGAGAGGAAUAAUUUCUUAACUGAAAUGCCCGAAGUCACAUGAAUGUAAUUCAAGCCUUCGGUCGCCAGUGGAGUGUGCAAGAUGGCCAGUCAGAACCAGUGCUACCAUGGCCAACUCAUGGGCUUCUUCUACAACAACAGCAAUCAAACCAAAGAUAACUGGGGCUCCACCCAACUCAUAUUGGUGCAGUGUGUGGGCUCCAUAUUCUGUUGCUUCAUCCUGGUAUCCAAUGUCAUGGUCAUUGCGGCUGUCAUCACCAACAAGCGCUUCCACUACCCCUUCUACUAUCUCCUUGCCAACUUGGCCGCCUCAGACUUCCUAGCAGGGAUUGCGUAUGUGUAUCUCAUGUUCAACACAGGCCAGGCGUCCAGAAAGUUAACAGUGCAAGGGUACUUCAUCCGGCAAGGGCUGCUGGACACCAGCCUCUCAGCUUCCCUGGCUAACCUCUUGGUGAUCGCCCUGGAGCGUUACAUCUCCGUCAUGAACUGGAAGGUGCACAGCAACCUCACCAAGCGGCGGGUGACACUGUUGAUCGUGUUGGUGUGGGCCAUCUCCAUCUUUAUGGGGACUGUGCCCAGCCUGGGGUGGAACUGUAUCUGCAGUCUGGAGCUGUGCUCCACUCUGGCACCUAUCUUCAGUCGGAGCUACCUAAUCUUUUGGUCUGUGUCCAACCUGGUGGUGUUCCUGAUCAUGGUGGUGAUGUACCUGAGGAUAUACACCUAUGUCAUGAGGAAGACGUUGGUUCUGACGCCCCACACCAGUGGAUCUAUAAAUCGCAAAAGGACGCCGAUAAAACUCAUUAAAACAGUGAUGACAGUGCUGGGGGCGUUUGUUAUCUGUUGGACUCCGGGGCUCAUUGUGCUGCUGCUGGAUGGCCUGGACUGCGAGCGCUGUGAGGUGCUGAAGUUCAAGCGCUGGCUGCUCCUGCUCGCCGUGCUCAACUCUGUCAUGAACCCCGUCAUCUACUCCUACAAGGACGAGGAAAUGUGGACGACCUUUAAGAACCUCCUACGCUGCGUCUGCAAUGGCACACGCCGGCAGAGGUCAUCCAAGGCCAACAUUCGCCCAGGCCAAGAGUCAGGGAACAGCUUGAGGCUCUCAGAGGACACUAAGAACUCCGCGCAGGAGGUGCUGAAGGCGUAGGAAGGGAACUUUGGGGUUGGACUCUCAGUAAGGACAGUUGAGAGGAAGAGCAGUAAUCAUGUCAGCCAUUUUUUCCAACGAGAUACAUGGUAGUCACACCCACACAAAACAGACAGAGUUUGGAGGUCUGUGAACAAGUCUGUGAAAAUAUUGGGGGUGUUUAUGGACUGAGAAGGUGACAGUACAUUGUAAAGUGUGCAGAAGUACAUUUCUUCCUCCACCCCCCCCCCCCCCCCCCCUUAAAGACAAUUAUUAUGAAAAAAAAUGUUUUUAACCUUUUUCUCUACCCCAUCCCCUAACCUGAAGUCAGUCUUGGAGAAUGCAGAAAAUACCACAUAUGGUUAAUACAUGCAGUUGCCUAUUCAUAUGAAGUACUGUACUAUAUUUUUCUUUCUAAGUUUGUGGUUGUGUUCCAAGGUACUAUACUGAUCCUGUGUCUAUAUUCGAGCACUUAAAUGUAUUUUUUCCUAUUUCCUCACAAUGGGAAAUGUAAACUACAUUCUGGUCGAGCAAGUCUUACACAAACUCUUUCAUGUAAAAAAUAUUACACGCAUUUACGUAGAUACAUAAUGUUAGCAUCUGGAUAUACAUACUUGCCUGUCGAUAACAGACAUGCAUGUACUGUGUAACAUGACAGGUGCACGUGUUCGUAACUCCUGCAUUUCAAGUGUCUGCAACAUUCCACCUGUCACCUUGUAGCUCCUCCCUUUACCACUAUUAUGUUUUAUCUCUAUCUUUAUCUCAACCGUCUCAAACUUUACUCUUUUUCAUCUCUCUCUCUCUCUUGCUUUCUCGUUCAAUUUUCUUUUAUCUCUCGAAUUACGCGACUUGGUAGCCACGGGGAGUGGCAGCUCACCUGAGAUUAUGGCCAUGUGCCAUAGCUGUGUUUGCAAUUCACUGGAUUUUCAAUUGUCUGCGUUGGCUUCUAGAAGCAUAGCUGGAGUCGUACGUCAUGCUUCAGAAGUAUGCUUGGAAUCAGGACAAACGAGUUUGAAAUAUUUCUUAACUUGCAUCACGGUGGUAUAAGACACUCAAAGUAACCCGCCAUAUUGUCUUCCGUUCAAGUAGGCCUAUAUUUUGGACCAAAAAUCUUGGAAAGACGUUAGUUGCUGUGAUAGAGUGUAUUAAAGUCAUUUGUUCAGUCGUUGCCUUAUCUGUAAUGGCCUGUCCCCGUCUCCACUGUGAGAAGAGGGUUAGAAUGCCUCCUCGGCUCCGGGUUCCCUGCUCUGAUAAACAGGAUGGCACACAUGUCCUGUCUAGAUGAUGAAAUGGUGGUGAUAAAUCUUUCCGCGUGCGCUGUCCCACUACAAAAUGACCUGAGGCUGAGUUUGUGGACGUGGGCUCUUCGUCUCUGAUAAACAGGAAGAGUGCGUGUUUAGCAGACCAUGAGAGGAACUGUACACACACUCAUCCUUGAACCUCCCACUGUAGGAAAAUGUACAGUGUCUGUGUCAAGGUAAAGUGACCCAUCUAGGAUGAGCUGAGCCCCAGAUUGUUGCAGAAAAUUGCAUUUUUCUGAAGGAGGCUCGCUUCAGCUAAUUUGCUUUACUCUGAAGGACAAAGUGAGCACUCUUGGUUACCAUGGCGUCAGUGUGAUUAUUCUUUGUGGCCUAUUUCUUCGGUGCACAAUGACAUCACACAUCUCAUUGACUUAAUAUGCUGUGACAUGUCAUAGUUUACUGCUAUAACCUGCAUUUUUGGACAUCACUGCGAGCCGUGGAGAGCACCUUAGCCCUACACUUGCAUUGUUGCUUGUUUCAUGCUGUAAAGACAAUGGUGAAUGGAGUAUAAUUUCCUUACCUUGUAGUACUGUCAAACCACUUUGCCCAUUAUAUAAUGUUUGUAUGAGGGUAUUGUACAGAUGUGUGAAACAGAAAUGUGGGGCCCUAUUUUCUGUGAUAUAUGGGUGGUGACGAAUGCCACCAAGAACAAUUUUUUGGGUCCAGGGCUGUCCCGGCUCACUGUCGCUCACUGUCAUCACUGGAUCUAGUAAGGACUGAAUCAGAUAUCCAGACAUUUUAAUUUUGAGGAAUCCUUGACACUGAUGGCUGCCAAGAUCAAAUUCAUAUUUAAGAGUACAUUGGUUUACUUACAUUUCCAGCAUUUCAAGGCUGUUUUCAUAUUAUGCUGUAAACUCGUACCCUAUUUCUGGGGGGUGUCUGUCACUCUAAUGGUACGAACCUAAGCUAAAAGUCUGGAAACUCUAGAAAUACUCUCUGCAUAAGCUCUGUUUAGUCCUUUGGCAGAUGGCAUAUUAAUAUAUAUUUAAUGUGUCCUCAUAGUUUAAUCAAAAAACUAACCCUGAUUUUUGUAUUGACAAUUUACUUUUCAAGUACUCUUUUUUCCUGAUGUGAGGAAGCUUUCUUUUGGAAUAUCUAUAGGCCCUGUGUAUGUGCAUGUUGAAGAUCUGUUAGAAACAUGAGAUAUGGUCAGGCUUGUUUAUCUUUCAGACCACUGGGCUGAAGAAUCAUUUUCUUUCUAUUUAUUCAGAGCAUUACCUUUUUUCCAGCUGAAAUAAAACAAACUCACUCAAGUGGGCUAUUUGCUUGAACCUGUUUGAAAUAUCACACAGCAAUAAGUCAAAGAGUUUCUCAUAAUCGCCAAAUGAAAAAGACUUGGAAUUUUAAUUGGCUUUUAAAUGGGAGAGUGUUCAGUGAAAACGAAAAAGAAAAUCUGGCAGGCACACCACACUGGGUUAUGGUUUAAUUAAGGGAACCGUUUUGGCAGCUGAGGGCUUUUUCCCAAAUAGACAAAAAACCUUGCCCACCCCAAACCUACCCUGACAGCUGCCCAGAUCCUCAGACAGGCAUGGUGAAGUGCAUUCUGGAGACCUAUUCCAAAGAGCGGUUUUGUAGUUAAGUGUCUUUAAAAUGUCAAUAAAAUUUCACAGAUGGAAGGAAA